AAGUGUUAGGCAUGCGGCAGCCGACCUCUUAUAGUUGACAAAACAGUUGUGGUCAUUAACCUCUUAAUGUACAAAUUGAUUCCUCAUUAAACGACACAAUGAGUUUUACCAAUGGCCGCAUUGUAUAUUAUGAUCGGUUAAAAACUUCACUGUCGGGGCAAUGAUUGUGCCCAACCUUUACUGGUUAUUCCUAGUGUGGUCAUCCUCAAAUAUAAUUGUUACAACGUCAGCAACGUGUUCUUCCGCCUGUCUCAACGGAGGUUCUUGUGUUACUGAUGAUGGGAGUGGAGAGAGCAGGUGUAACUGUCCAGCCAGUUACAUCGGAGUUGACUGUUCUCAAGCUAUAGAGUGCAACGAUGAUAAUCAGUGCUUUGGGAAUAAGACUUGUCAAGAGUAUAAUGGCCAGAGAUAUUGUGAUUGUGGUGACGAUGCAACUGGUUUUUACUGCAAUAUGAGUGUCAGCAAAGAUCUCACAGUCUCAACGAAUGGAUUACUACAUUACUGGGGAUUUAACAGAAUUCUAUUCGGAAAUCGCUUUAUCGACAAAGUUAGCCGUAUUCAUUUUACCAGAUAUGGAGAUGCGCGUAUUUACAAAUCUGUUGACCUUGGUAAUGUUGCAAAAUUAGAUCGUGAUGGCUCAGGAGCACUGAUUUCAGCGACAAUUAAAGAUCCUUGCUUGGUAAACCCAGUACAUUGCACAGAGGGAUUAACCGUAUCAUUUUGGCUGCAGUAUUUAUCAGGAGAGAUCGUAUUGCGCAUGGGCAAUGCGGGUUUUCACGUCUUUGUUAAAGCAGGGAAAUUCUUCAUCACUUACCAAGGUGUGGACAAGAGCUGGACUAUUGAACGUAGCUGCAUCCCUAUGGGUGUCUUUCUCGUGACAGCCACGUGGAAAGAGGCAGACGGAUUGGAGUAUUACGAAAACGGGAAACUUGUCGUCUCAACCAAUAUUUCUGAUGCGAGUCAAACUCCUGGAUAUUUUGAUGAUGUCAUCACAGUCGGCUAUGAGAAAACUUCCAGCGGUGAAAGCUUUUCAAGUUUGCUCAUCGAUGACCUGAUGAUAUGGAAACGAGCACUUAAUUCUUCAGAAGUCGAACAACUGCAUAAGAAUGGAACCUCAUCUAGUGUUGGUCGUGCAUCAUGUCUGUCAUCAUCAUGUGCCUCAGGAUCCUGGUGUGCUCAAGACUACUCCGCUAAUACACGCACGUGUGUGCAGCCCACAAGCCAAGAUUGUUCUUUUGAGAAUAGUGUGUGUAAUGGUUUUGGAGAUGUCAGUGCUGCGAUAACUAGUACUGGUAAUCAGAAUGUAUUUAUGGGGAAUAUGCCCUAUUAUGAUCAUACUUCUGGAAAAUGUGAAGAUCCCACUGCGAAAUUUUUGACAUUCAGACAACUGCCUGGAGGCAGCCUCUCCUCUUCUAUUUCUCAGUUUUCUGGAGGACAAUUGUUCCGUUUACGAUUCUGGUUUUUCAUCUACGGACAGGACGAAGGAGUUUUGUCCGCUUCUAUUAAACAUGCUUCUGAAACUUUAUCAAUCUGGAACACAACUUCACGUGGUGUAAGGAACUGGCAAUAUAAACAAUUUGAAAUGAAAGUGAAUUCAUCUUUCUCGGCAAAUUUAGUGGCGUUUUUCGCUGGACCAAAUCUGGCGAUCGCUUUGGAUGAUCUUAGUCUUCAAGUUUGUGAUCCUUAUGUUCAGCCGAACGUCUCUAAUGUAACUGCCGAGGAUAAUGGUGGCGUGAAGAUCACGUGGUCACAUGGUGGUUGUUCUCACAUCUUUCCUUUUACAACCAUGGUAUAUUACCAAACAGAAUCAACAGACAGGACCGUGAACGGUUCAACAAACUGGACUCUACUAACCAACACAGAGAGCAGCUCUCAUGUAACUUAUUCAAUUCUACUUUACCCUAAUACGGUCCUCAGAAUCAAACUAAAUACACGCUACGUUGUGAAUGGUGAGGUUAUAAUCAGUGAUGAUAGCGCGGUGUUCGAUUUUCCCAUUCCAGAUUCUUUCAUAUCUUCCGUCAUCCAAGUUGAACCCUCAGGGUUGCCAAAUUCGAAUCGUGGUUUGUUGGUGAAGCGAGGGGAAAAUGUCAAACUUACAUGUCUAGUUACUUCCGUAGAAAAACCAACAAUGACAAUUACAACACCCUAUUCAUCACCUACUCCUGAGGAUGCUUCCUCGGAAGGCGCAAAUCUUUGGCAUGUUCCCAUGAUUCUUCCUCCAUUCAGCAAGAACGCGGCUGGUAAAUACAUCUGCGAGACAAAAAUUCGAAAUGUUGUUCUAAAGCGGGAAGUGACACUCAAUGUACAAGGUUAUUUUGAAGCCGUACUUGUCCAUAUUACGUUAAGUGAUAAUAUCGUCAACUUUGAUUCAUCCGCCGGGUUUUACUUGCUUGGUCAUGGCGAAGAGUAUGACGAGUUUAUAUUUGAAAGAAAAGAUUGGUUGACUGGGCAGUACGUACGCAGCUCAGCACGGACUGGGACCGGGCUGGCAAGUUCUCCAACAGUUCAGUACAUCGCUUUGUCUGGAAUUUAUGAUAGAUGCAGAUGUGCUCAAACUGGGGAACAUCGUUUUAGGGUCACGGUUAAUGGCACCACCACUGAGCACCCAUUUUCGAAACCACUGCGAUUGCGAGACCCAGAUCCUCCCACGUCUGUUACAGUAACAUACAACGGUACCAGCCGAGCUCUGGUGGAGUGGUACUCCCCCGGAUGUAAUGGGGGACCAGUAAGAGCAGUUCGUGUUUCAUUCUACCCUAAUGCUUCAAAUACUCCGACCCUCUUUGAAACAAAUAACCCGUCCUGGAACGCAAGCACUGGUAAAGGUUCUUUCAUUGUCCCUCAAAAUGGGUUUGCUCUGAAUGCUGAGUAUAAGUGGACAGUCGCUGUUCUCUAUGAUGAUGGAGAUGGGACGAUUUGGAGUCAGGAAAGUGCCGCUGUCUCGACAAAGAUCUCAGACGAAUUUGCUGUCAAAAUAUCAAUACAAGAUGGCAAUUCUUACGUGCUGCCUGGAAAUGAUGGUGCAUACCAUAUUCAACUCGAACAAAGUAUAAUACUUACUUGCACAGUAAUCUCCAAUACCCCACCUCAGAGAACAUGGAAUAAGCGUACAUAUCGAGGAAAUGAAUCAGUUAUAAGCGAGGAAUUUCAUCCAGAAUUUUCAUCAUCUGGCUUUGGAUGGACAAGUGUGAUAAAUAUUUCCAAGUUUGACUACGCGGACUCAGGCACUUACAGUUGCUUUGGUUCUGCGGGAAAUAAUCAAGGAGCUGACCACGCAACAUUAUAUGUGCAUGCAAGCGUCAAGGUUGUACAACAAUCUUUGAUGCCUCUUGGAGCGGCUUACAAUUCCACAUACAUAGCAGCAAUGAUUCUUCAAGGUUUUCCGAUCUAUAACGCCGAAAUUCAAAUACUUAAUGUGAGGACAGGAAACUACAUCAACUUCAGAGGAAGAAAAUCCGAGUUUACUGCAGAUGGUUACUUAAAACUGUCUGCCCAGUAUCCCUCUUUCAUGUGUUCAAAUACUGGACCUCAUCUCGUUGUUGUGGAACAAGCAGAUUACUCACGGUCAAGGUUUUCAUUCUCCUCACCAUUUAUUAUUACAGAUCCUGACCCUCCAAAAAUUAUUUCUGUGACGAGCGAGUCACAGUCAAAGAUAAAACUGACGUGGAGCGCUGGUCUAUGCAAUAUGUUCCCUCCUCAACAAAUCUACAUCACUGUGACGGAUGUAAUAAGUGGAACUACUCUCUAUCAAAACACUUCGAGUGCCAACAAUAGUUAUAACACCGAAUCUGGUGUCGGUAUUACGAUGGUUGAAAAAGGACCUGAGUUCAGCACAACAUUCAAAACACAGUGGAUCAUACGGGUGUCAUAUCCCGUAUGGAGUCAAGAUUCGCUUUCUUAUAAUGCUGUUUUAUCUGAUAACAUAACCAUCAGUUUUAAGUCAAAUACUUCGUCAAGUACAGCAACUGAGAGACGUCCAGUUGGUUAUCUUUUGAAAAGGAAUGAGACAGUGACCAUCACCUGUCAAAUCUUGGCUACGGAAACGUCAUCCACCUUCUUAUGGUACAAGAAAACGAUAGGAGAACCAUCGCAUUUGAACAACAGUAACAAACGGUCUUGGAUUGAAGGAGAAUAUCUGUAUGGUUCCAUAACUUUAUAUAACUUCGACUAUCACGAUUGUGGCGUGUACACUUGUCAAAUAAACUCUGGUGGGAUGUUUCAAGAAGGAAAAAUCCCUCUGACUGUGGAAGCGCCUAUUGUUGUGCAACAUGUAGAGAAUAAUUUGAGGUCAAAAGUACGACGUGGAAGACUAAAAACAAUCAAGGUUCUAUUUCUUGGCUAUCCCAGACCACAAAUUUACGCUGAAAGAUUGGAUCACCCAGACAGUUCAUGGAUGAACUAUACGGAUUAUCUAGGAGUGAUGAGUGAAGAUGUUUAUUGGAGGGUUAAGGUUGAACGUAACCUGACAUGUGCGGAUACUGGUCUUCUCCGUCUUGUUGUUUUGGAUGAGAAUGUGAAACAUUUUGUAAACUUGGUGGACCGUACACCAUUGAUAGAUCCUGAUCCACCGUCUAUCGUAUCAGUCGAGUAUCUUUCUUCAACUCGUGCAAAAAUUACGUGGAAAGCAAAACGAUGCAACUUCGCUGGCGUUAAGAAAAUAAGAAUCGAGCAAGCGGGAAGUGGCGUGGUCCUCUCAUUCAAUUCAACUAAUUGGGAUAACGAAACUGGAGUUGGUUAUCAGAUUGUAGAGAAUAUUACAGUUAUAGCGAAUGAAACCUAUUAUUGGAAUGUCAGUGUUAUAUAUGGUGAAGGUUCUGAUGAAGCCACAAGUCAACCAAGUCCACUGUUUGAAGCCGUUGUUGUUGAUACUAUUAAUGAAUGCCUGCAAAAUAGUUCUUGCGAUGUCAAUGCAGAAUGCAUAGAUAAAAUCGGUUCCUAUGAUUGUCGAUGUAAACCAGGAUUUUCCGGUGAUGGCCGGCUUUCGUGUUCAAAUAUUAAUGAAUGUUUAAACAACCCAUGUCAUACCAAUGCUAACUGUUCUGACAACGAAGGUUCUUUUGAAUGCAUUUGUAAUCCGGGAUUUUCUGGCAAUGGAGUAAAUUGUACAAACACUGAUGAAUGUUUAACGAAACCUUGUCAUGCAAAUGCCACUUGUACUGACAAAGAAAGUUCUUAUGAGUGCCGAUGUAAUGAUGGAUUUUCAGGAAAUGGGUUUAACUGUUCCAACAUCAAUGAAUGUUUGACUAACCCAUGCGAUGCAAAUGCCAAUUGUACUGACAACGAGGGUUCUUAUAAGUGUCAAUGCAAUGGUGGAUUUUCAGGAAAUGGAUUCAACUGUUCCAACAUCAAUGAAUGUUUGACUAACCCAUGCGAUGCAAAUGCCAAUUGUACUGACAACGAGGGCUCUUAUGAGUGUCGAUGCAAUGAUGGAUUUUCAGGAAAUGGAUUUAACUGUUCCGACAUCGAUGAAUGUUUAAACAACCCAUGCGAUGCAAAUGCCAGUUGUACAGACAACGAGGGUUCUUAUAAGUGUCAAUGCAAUGAUGGAUUUUAUGGAAAUGGAUUAAACUGUUCCAACAUCAAUGAAUGUUUGACUGACCCAUGCGAUGCAAAUGCCACUUGUACUGACAACGAGGGUUCUUAUCAGUGUGAAUGCAAUGGUGGAUUUUCAGGAAAUGGAUUCAACUGUUUCAACAUCAAUGAAUGUUUGACUGACCCAUGCGAUGCAAAUGCCACUUGUACUGACAACGAGGGUUCUUAUCAGUGUCAAUGCGAUGGUGGAUUUUCAGGAAAUGGAGUCAACUGUUCCAACAUGAAUGAAUGUUUGACUAACCCAUGCGAUGCAAAUGCAACUUGUACUGACAACGAGGGUUCUUAUCAGUGUCAAUGCAAUGGUGGAUUUUCAGGAAAUGGAUUCAACUGUUCCAACAUUGAUGAAUGUAUGACUAACCCAUGCGAUGCAAAUGCCACUUGUACUGACAACGAGGGUUCUUAUCAGUGUCAAUGCAAUGGUGGAUUUUCAGGAAAUGGAGUCAACUGUUCCAACAUGAAUGAAUGUUUGACUAACCCAUGCGAUGCAAAUGCAACUUGUACUGACAACGAGGGUUCUUAUCAGUGUCAAUGCAUUGGUGGAUUUACAGGAAAUGGAUUCAACUGUUCCAACAUUGAUGAAUGUAUGACUAACCCAUGCGAUGCAAAUGCCACUUGUACUGACAACGAGGGUUCUUAUCAGUGUCAAUGCAAUGGUGGAUUUUCAGGAAAUGGAUUCAACUGUUCCAACAUGAAUGAAUGUUUGACUAACCCAUGCGAUGCAAAUGCAACUUGUACUGACAACGAGGGUUCUUAUCAGUGUCAAUGCAAUGGUGGAUUUUCAGGAAAUGGAUUCAACUGUUCCAACAUCAAUGAAUGUUUGACUAACCCAUGCGAUGCAAAUGCCACUUGUACUGACAACGAGGGUUCUUAUCAGUGUCAAUGCAAUGGUGGAUUUUCAGGAAAUGGAUUCAACUGUUCCAACAUUGAUGAAUGUUUGACUAACCCAUGCGAUGCAAAUGCCACUUGUACUGACAACGAGGGUUCUUAUCAGUGUCAAUGCAAUGGUGGAUUUUCAGGAAAUGGAUUCAACUGUUCCAACAUGAAUGAAUGUUUGACUAACCCAUGCGAUGCAAAUGCCACUUGUACUGACAACGAGGGUUCUUAUCAGUGUCAAUGCAAUGGUGGAUUUUCAGGAAAUGGAUUCAACUGUUCCAACAUUGAUGAGUGUAUGACUAACCCGUGCGAUGCAAAUGCCACUUGUACUGACAACGAGGGUUCUUAUCAGUGUCAAUGCAAUGGUGGAUUUUCAGGAAGUGGAUUCAAUUGUUCCAACAUGAAUGAAUGUUUGACUAACCCAUGCGAUGCAAAUGCCACUUGUACUGACAACGAGGGUUCUUAUCAGUGUCAAUGCAAUGGUGGAUUUCAGGAAAUGGAUUCAACUGUUCCA
Messenger RNA from Dendronephthya gigantea, 6976 nucleotides. RefSeq lists its product as uncharacterized. The transcript has 37 exons. NCBI's taxonomy places the organism in Eukaryota, Metazoa, Cnidaria, Anthozoa, Malacalcyonacea, Nephtheidae. The annotation marks the transcript as partial. The record is from RefSeq and is a predicted model, not a curated record. Gene Ontology annotation, molecular function: protein binding; calcium ion binding. Gene Ontology annotation, cellular component: membrane.